Molecule: messenger RNA, 318 nt
Organism: Saccoglossus kowalevskii
Lineage: Eukaryota; Metazoa; Hemichordata; Enteropneusta; Harrimaniidae
Product: glucosidase 2 subunit beta-like
Biological process (GO): N-glycan processing
Cellular component (GO): glucosidase II complex
Molecular function (GO): calcium ion binding; protein binding
Source: RefSeq, a predicted model, not a curated record
AAAAGAUUAGAUGAACUAAGGGAAGAAAAACGGCAGGUAGAUGCAAUUAGAGAAGAAAAAAGAGCUGCCAAGGAAGUGGCAGAAGCUCCAGAAAAAGAAGCCAAGGACAAACACAAAGAAUCAUGGGAAAAAAUCAAAGAACAAAUAAAGGAAGAAAAACAAAGAGAAGAAGCAUCAUUCGCAUUCAAUGAAUUAGAUAUUAAUGAUGAUAAAUUGGUAUCCACAGAUGAACUUCAAAGCCAUCUGGAAUUCGAUGCUGAUAAUAACGGAGAAGUCAGUCACGAAGAAGCUGUAGUAAGUUAUAAAAGGCUUCUAUAA